Molecule: messenger RNA, 1289 nt
Organism: Eruca vesicaria subsp. sativa (arugula)
Lineage: Eukaryota; Viridiplantae; Streptophyta; Magnoliopsida; Brassicales; Brassicaceae
Source: the annotation of a GenBank genome assembly
AAAGAGAGAGAGAGACACACACACACAGAGCUUUAUAAAAGAGAAGGCAAAGACAAAGAAAGAGAAACCAAACACAAAAUUUAAUUUUUUAAAUUGUAAAAGAAAUGGGAAGCGAAAGGACGAUUGUGAGGAAGCCAAGGUUUCUAUGUCUACAUGGGUUCCGUACGAGCGGAGAGAUAAUGAAGAUACAGCUUCACAAGUGGCCUAAAUCUGUUAUUGAUCGACUCGAUCUCGUGUUUCUCGACGCGCCUUUUCCUUGUCAAGGCAAAUCUGAUGUCGAAGGAAUCUUCGAUCCUCCUUAUUACGAGUGGUUCCAGUUUAACAAGGAAUUUACAGAGUAUACGAAUUUCGAGAAAUGUUUGGAGUAUUUAGAGGAUAGUAUGAUCAAGCUUGGUCCUUUUGAUGGUCUCAUUGGCUUUUCUCAGGGGUCAAUAUUGUCUGGAGGUUUACCAGGAUUGCAAGCUAAGGGAAUAGCACUCCAGAAAGUACCAAAGAUCAAGUUUAUCAUCAUUAUUGGAGGAGCUAAGUUCAAAUCCACAAAGUUGAUUGAGAAUUCGUAUUCCUCUAUCAUGGAGAUUCCCUCCCUCCACUUUCUAGGAGAGACUGAUUUUUUGAGACCUUAUGGAACUGAGCUGAUAGACUCGUUCAAGAAUCCGGUGGUUGUCCACCAUCCCAAAGGCCAUACCGUCCCAAGGCUUGAUGAGAAGAGCUUAGAGAAAGUUACUGCAUUCCUCGACACCAUUGAGCAUUUGCUGAUGGAGGAAGUCAAGAUUGGUGAAGAUGACACUAGUGUCUAGUGAGGUAAACUAGAACACCUCACAGUGUAAUGUAUAACACCAAUAAUUCUUGUAGACAAAAUAAUCGUGAAAAUUGCCUGUAACAUCUCUCUUGAUUGAUUACAUUUUAUUACCCACCACCACACAAGAUAAUAAUAAACGUCGCAUUCUUUAGUUCUCACAAUAAUUCAUGGUACAAAGACAAAUACAAAAAGGAGGGGAGGAGUCAUCAAAAUCAAAUGGUACUAAAAAAAACAAUCAUGCAGAAGCACUUACAAAGUUACAAACAACAUUCUCUUCUUCUACUUCUCUAAGCUUACCUUGGCUGCUUCAUAAAAUUGUUACAAACUUUGGAGCAUCCUUCCUUGGGCCAUCAAGGGACCGAUACAUGUACAAUGUCUCCACAAAAUCUGCAUUGUUGUUGUCAUCAUCAUCGUCGUCAUCAGACCCAAACACCUCCACCACUACACUAGGCAGAGCGCGAGCAAGAUCCCUGCAGCUUCCAGGGGAUAA